AUAGGUAUUAUAUUAAUGAAACCAACCAUUGUUGGUUUUACCGUUGGCUUAGAACGUGGUGUCAUUAUGAGUUUCAAAAAAGUCGACGCACUUUCAGCGGAUAUCCUAGAUGAAAACUUCUUAAAAGUUUUUGAACCCUUACACUUUGUGCAAACAAUAUUGGGCUUUCAUCGGGUGAAGAUAGCGUACAGAUUUGUAACAGAAUCGUCAAUCAACUAUAAAUUCUACAGCUGUAUUUUGUGGACCAUUCACUCGAUUAGCCUCAUUGUUAAUCUUAACUGUUCAUCUAUAUUAGGUUCAGCCAAAAUAGAUGUAUUGCUGAGACUUAGUCUGGCAAUAAAUGGGGUCUUCAAUACCUUUAUAGCCUGGCAAAAUAACUUCUGCAAUGAAGAGUUAAACAGCAAACUGUAUGUGAAACUGCAAAAAAUUGAUCGCGAAUUAAAAAUGAGUAACGCAGUACUUUUCAACAAGAGGCUUACUGUACUGAGUUACCUAGUAACUUUUGCAGGUACACUUGCUUGUUUUACCUGGACAAUAACUUGCAGCAUUGUAGUGGCUCAACAAAUUUGCUACUCAACUUUGCUCAUCAUGGCCAUGUCAAUAGCAAAUUGUUACGAAAUAUUUUUACUAUGGAUUAUAUUAUUGUUUCUGAUCAUUCGUGUAACACAUGUAAAUAAUAUUUUACGUGCUAAAUUAUCACUGUACACAUCAGACACACCGACAGAAUAUAACAAAAAAGAGUUGUGGACUGUCAAUUCCUAUGAGAAGUCCGAAAAUAGCAAAUACCAAGAAUUGGUUUACAGUGUUUAUAGCAUUUUGGACACGCUGGCCGAUGUCACCAAACUUUUUAGAUUCCCAGUUUUCGCAUUCACGACCCAGGUGUUGCUUUGUAAUUUGGCUCUAGUUCAAUGCUAUAUAGACUCUGUCAAAGAAAAGGUAGAGAUUCGUGGCUAUUUAUGGGCUUCAACGAUACCAGUACAAGUGUGUUUGGGUACGAUCGUUCUAGUAAUUUCAAUCACCGCUGGAUAUCUAACUUCGAGCCUCGAAAGGACAAGGAAGCUUAGUUUGAACAUAAAGUCGCUGUUAAACCAUGAUUUUCCUCUUUACCAGCAAACUGGUUAUAGAAAGUGCAAUUAAUUUGCAACUAGUGAUAACAGGGCUACAAUUUAAUUUGAUCGGGACCUUAGAAUGGAUAACCAUUAUAUGUUUCACAUUCAGCAAUACGUUUAUAGCUCUCUUCAUAUGUUCACGAUGCGAAUU
Messenger RNA from Ostrinia nubilalis (European corn borer), 1260 nucleotides. RefSeq lists its product as uncharacterized. The record is from RefSeq and is a predicted model, not a curated record. The transcript has 5 exons. The coding region runs from base 16 to 1137 and encodes 373 amino acids. NCBI's taxonomy places the organism in Eukaryota, Metazoa, Arthropoda, Insecta, Lepidoptera, Crambidae.